AUGGCAAACGCAUCUGGGCCCAUGAGUGUGGUGGAGAUGCAGGCUUUCAGGAUAACCAUCACAGAUGAGAGGAUCUUUAAGAUGUUCCUCAUCCUCUUCACCCACGUACUCUUCAUCUACAUCAACAUCGUGAUGAUGGUGACCCUCCGGAGCAAAGCCACGUUCGGCGAGACGGCCCGCUACAUCCUGUUCGGCCACAUGCUCUUGAACGACACGCUGCACCUCGGCGUGGGCCUGGUGCUGUAUGUGCUGGGCGCCUUCUACAUCACCCUGAUGCGUGCCGCCUGCGCCUUCCUGGUGCUGCUGUCGGCCACAACCUUCACCAUCGCGCCGCUCAACCUAGCCGUCAUGUCACUGGAGCGCUACGUGGCCGUCUGCUUCCCCCUGCACCACUGCCAGCUGGCCACGCCGGGCCGCACGCGCCUCGCCAUCCCGCUGGUCUGGGCCGCCGGCUGCGUCAACGUGCUGACCGACGUGUGCGUCCUUUUCCUCGGCGAGCCGGCCUUCUACCUGGCGCCGACUGUCUGCACCAUCGAGCAGCUGCUGGUGGCGCCCUGGCAGGGGACGAAGGCUCUGGCCCUCAACACCCUCCUCUUCGUCUCGGUGGCCAUCCUGAUCCUGUACACCUAUGUGGCCAUCCUCGUGGAGGCGCGCUCGGCCUCCUCGGACAAAGCCUCCACGCACAAAGCCUUGAAGACGGUGCUCCUGCACGCGUUCCAGCUGGGUCUGUCCCUCAUGUCCUUCGUCUACGUCUUCCUGGAGUCACUAGCGUCCCAGCUGCCGGUUGCCGUCUACGUCCAGCUGCGCUUCCUCAACUUCUUUGUAGUGCUGAUUCUCCCGCGCUGCCUCAGCUCGCUGGUGUACGGCUUGAGGGACGAGGCUUUUAAGCCGCUCUUUAAGCAACAUUUUUUUUUCUGUGGCAGCUUCACAAAAGUGGGACCUCAAUAGGCCUUGCAGGGCUACAGAUGGGGCACAAGGAUUAUGUGUGU
Messenger RNA from Clupea harengus (Atlantic herring), 989 nucleotides. Its product is annotated as odorant receptor 131-2-like. Gene Ontology annotation, biological process: G protein-coupled receptor signaling pathway; detection of chemical stimulus involved in sensory perception of smell. Gene Ontology annotation, molecular function: olfactory receptor activity; G protein-coupled receptor activity; odorant binding. The record is from RefSeq and is a predicted model, not a curated record. NCBI's taxonomy places the organism in Eukaryota, Metazoa, Chordata, Actinopteri, Clupeiformes, Clupeidae. Gene Ontology annotation, cellular component: membrane.